Salvia hispanica is the source of this 404-nucleotide messenger RNA. Its product is annotated as MADS-box transcription factor 27-like. Gene Ontology annotation, cellular component: nucleus. Gene Ontology annotation, molecular function: DNA-binding transcription factor activity. Gene Ontology annotation, biological process: regulation of DNA-templated transcription. Lineage: Eukaryota; Viridiplantae; Streptophyta; Magnoliopsida; Lamiales; Lamiaceae. The record is from RefSeq and is a predicted model, not a curated record.
AUGUUUAGCAGUAUGAGAUCGGUGAUAGAAAGAUACGCGAAGCUGACAGAGGACAAUUAUCAUCUCAUCAAUCCUACUGCUGAGAUCAAGUUUUGGCAGAGGGAAGCAUCAAGCUUGAGGAAACAACUGCAGUACUUGCAACAAUGCCGCAGGCAGCUUUUAGGAAAAGAGCUUUCAGGAUUGAGCGUUGAGGACCUCCAAAAUCUUGAAAAUCAACUCGAGAAGAGUCUAAAAGGAGUGCGAACGAGGAAGGAACAAACGAUGAGGGAGGAGAUCAAAGAGCUACACUUGAAGGCGAACCUCACUCAACAAGAAAAUUUAGAACUACACAAGAAGAUACACAUUGUAAGUCAAGAGAAUGCAGAGCUUCAGAAAAGGAACAAACCAGAUGUAGUCAACUUGGG